CAGUUGUGUUCAAAACAUGACCGAUAAUUGCUGGAGUAUCAUAAUCAAUCAUUUCAUCGAAGCUAAAUUCCCAAAAUUGUCUAAAAAACUAAAAAAAGUGUCUAAAAGUAUAAAAUAAAGAUUUUAAAUGCAAUUUUUUCAUACUUGUUUUGGUCACACCUUUAAGUUCCAGUUUACAAGGUAACAUUUCUGGUUUGGUCAGUUUAAGCUUUCAGUAACCCAAAGUAAGGUCAACCUUUGUCCACUUCUCUUUGUUGUUUACUUCAAUUUAGAUAUACCUUGUGCUCUUCGCUUCUUUAUAUCUCAACUUUUUUAAAAUGAAUAAUAAUAAGGAUUGCGAUAAAACGACAAUAAGAGUCCAAGUAUCGGAUGCUUACCGAGAUAUUAUUAUAGACUGGUCAAAGGAAUUUCGUGAUAUAGAGAAAGAAAUGUUCAGACAGCUGGCAGAAUUCACUGGAAUAUCAUUAAAAAAAUCUAAGGACCUUGGAUUUAUCAAGCCACCUGGAAACAAUGUUUACCCUGAUAACUCUUAUGUCCAUGUUGUUGGUCACUUAGCAUAUUGUAAUAUGCGCAACUCGUACCCUGAAGCUCAAGACAGAACUGAAUCUUCCGUGUUGUUUACGACGCAAGAUUUGAAAGAUAAAUACUUCAGAGAUGGAGAUUGUUUUUCUCUCAAUACAAAAAUGAAGAUGCAAUUUACUCUGGAUGAACUCUAUGUUGAAUAUAGAUUAGUUCAUCUAGAUUUGAUUGAUGAAACUGAAUGCAGCCUUUCAUUUUGCCAUCAUAUAAGUAACAAAGGUUUUUUGGAUAAACAAGCUAAAAUAACCAAUUCAGAUAUUGAAUCUUAUCUAAGAGAUCAGCCUCGUCCAAGUCUCAACGGCAUUGUUUUUUUUACCAACGAACUUCAUGAUGCCAUUUUUAUGCGAGAGAGGGAGAUUCAUGCAGAUUUGAAUAUUGGACAAUAUUUUAAUUCGUAUUGCUCAUUCUCGUAUGAUGAAAUGUUUCGUACAAUAAGACCUCGUAUCUACUGGCCGAAUCGUGGUUAACUUAGAUCGUUUCAGAUUUUCAAUUAGUUUUAAUAAACUGACUCUGAUUUACUUAAAUUAAACCAAAAAUCGAUGUAACUAGUAAUUUCUUUCAUUGAUUAUGAAUAAAAUCGUUUGAAUAGUGUUUUUUAUGAUGCUUAUUGGAUAGUUGAGAUAGAUAUUAAUAUUAGCUGUUGUGGUCUUAUCAAGAUGAUAGUGCAAGUAUAACAAGAAAAUGAGUGUAAGAUGAUGAGGAUAAGUAAAAAAUGAAGAUAAACAAGCUAUUUAAAGUUAUCCAUCUGUAGGUAGAUUGAGAGUGAUUAGCACUUCGAACCUUCAUUUGUGUGAAAAUUUCUUUCCAUUUUACUUAAAGAAGAAUGAUGAUGAAGCGCUGAGCUGGGAGAGGUUGAAACCAGUUUGAAUCUACACCAAACACGAAUCUAGAUCAAGACCCGAAAACCAUUUCCAGCUUUUACAGUUUUAAUGUCUCUUACUUCUUCUUCUUGUCAACUUGAAAUCUUUCAUUGUCUUCGUUUUUUUCUUUAAUAGUUGACCGAUAGACGAAUCUUCUUAAAAAUUAUGUUUCAAAAAUCAUUAUUAUCUUCAAUUGUAACUAAUUAAUCAGCUAUUUGUCAUCAAUUAGAUUAUUAACUGUUUUGUUGUUAUUUCUGGAUUCAUAAAAAAGAACCUGCAAAAGCUGCAGUUAAUAUAACAACAGUUUCAUUCUGUGCAUGUUUAUCUUAAAUACUCCAUAUCCAGCUAUAUACUACAAACCAAAUCUGAAUCUCUAAAUACAACUACGAAUACCAAUAUGACCUAUUGACUUGGACCGUCUUUUGUUACUUUUUAUAUCAAGUGCUUUAAUAAGUGUAGUUUGUUGUCUGAGCGAAGCGAAGACUAUAAUGUGAAAUCAAAAAUCUGUGUGUCGCCAUAACUCAAUUUUAAUAAUCAAGAUUUUCUUGAAAUCUUGAGAAUAGGCUUAUAACCCGCCAAGGCUUUGCUGUAUAGUUUUGGUCAACAUUGGCCCACUCCCAAAUUUUCAUAAAUUUUAAUGCCGAUAGAUGGCAGCAUCUGCGCAAACAACAGAUGGCAGCACAUUUUUUGUGCACCUAUUGAUUAGAUUGAACGGGAUCGGAUUUUUUAACACUUUUUUACCGUUUUUCACUGUAUCGUCAGCUAUAUUGUCCACCACUCAAUGAAACAUAUCCAACAAAUCAACCAAAUCAAACAUCCACACUUUUUAAAGAGACUUUUCUCAACAAGAUUGUCCACCACUUUCAUCCACCACAUUUUCGAACAAUUUUUCAUGAGAUUAUCCACCACCCUAAUAUAUUGAUGUAUAUCAUAAGUAUACAUUACUGUACUUAACUAUUGUAAUUAAUGUAUGCUAACAAAUAUAUUUCAAAUAGGAUUAAUUAAGUAGUAAAAUUAACAAAGUAACAAACCAUUA
Messenger RNA from Tetranychus urticae (two-spotted spider mite), 2475 nucleotides. The record is from RefSeq and is a predicted model, not a curated record. Lineage: Eukaryota; Metazoa; Arthropoda; Arachnida; Trombidiformes; Tetranychidae.